UUUUUUUUUUUUUUUUUUUUUCUUCGUAGUCGAUUCUGCCUCUGUUGCUCUUUCUCUACUCUCUCUUUCUCUCCAACUAACCUCUUCAAACUAACCAACACCACCAACUCUCCCUCUAUCUAUUAAUCUAACACGAUACGCAAUAAUCCUCAAAUAACUCAUCAUACCAUCAUGCUCUGGGGUUCUCACCAAGACGAAGCUGCUGCUUCUUCGCAAAAGCCUGUCCCCCGCCAGAAGCUCCCCUCUUCGCUUCAGAAACUCGUCGAUCGAGACGACAGCUUCUACGACGAUGUCUAUUCGCCCUACUCCGUAGAUUCCACCGACACUCCAUACAGAUACGCCGCUUACGCCAAUCGCAUCCGCACCAUUCUCCUCUCCGCCCACCGUUAUGUCGCCUACACUUCAGACAUCGGUGAAUCGUUCCGGCCAGUCGCGCAUCCUCAUCUCGUGCGCACUGCGUACGGCAUCUCCUGGGCUUACCUGCUAGGCGAUGUCGGUCAUGAAGGUUACAAAGCCUAUCUGCGCAACCGUCGCGUCCUGGCUCCGCCCAGCGAGUCGUACAAAGACGCCAGCAACUUGUCCGAAGAGACGAUCCUCAAAGGAAUGGCCACUGGUAAUCUCAAAGGCCCGCUGACUUCGGAAAAGGGAGCCGUAGCUGCAGCUGCAGAUACCCUCACCCCAUGGCCGACGACAAGCAUUCCCCUGCUAGAGGAUUACCGUGUGGUGAUGGCUAAACGGGCCGUAUUCCAGGGUCUCGCCAGUAUGGGAUUGCCCGCAUUCACCAUCCACUCGGUGGUCAAGUAUUCGGGGCGCAUGUUUAAGAAUUCCAAGAUUACCCUCUUCCGCACGUGGGCUCCUAUCGGACUCGGUCUCUCCGUCGUCCCCUUCCUCCCCUACAUCUUCGACGAACCUGUUGGCGAAGCAGUCGAAUGGACCUUCCGCACCGCCUUGGGCACUUACUUUGGCGAAGACGCCGUCCGCCCUUUGCCCCCCUCCGCCAGCUCCCCCGAUGAAGACAACACCUCGCUCAGCCGAUUCUUGAACCCCAGCGAAUCCAAAACCACCCUGAACAACUCCGUCUCUGCCUCUACCUCUACCUCCUGGGAAGAGUAUAAGGAGGAGCGCCAGCGUGCACGCGAGAGCCGCAAACAGGAACGUGUGCAAACCGGUAAGACGGGUCCGCUUGCGUUGUUGGGAUUGAAGGACUCGGAGUCGGGCAAUGACUCGAAGAGUAAGACGGAGUGAUUUGGUUGAUGGUGUGAUUUUCUUUUCCCUUUUUAUAUUUUCUUUCUUCCGACUCUUUUAUCUUUAAUGUAUAUAGAUAUAUUCUCGUCUCUGCGGCUUUUUCCUUGUGUUGUCGCCUCUCCUGC
Molecule: messenger RNA, 1370 nt
Organism: Aspergillus wentii DTO 134E9
Lineage: Eukaryota; Fungi; Ascomycota; Eurotiomycetes; Eurotiales; Aspergillaceae
Product: mitochondrial fission process 1 family protein
Exons: 3
Coding region: 172-1245 (357 amino acids)
Biological process (GO): mitochondrial fission
Cellular component (GO): mitochondrion
Source: RefSeq, a predicted model, not a curated record